UUAAGGCUGGAUUAACAAGCAUUAUUAAAAUUGAGUCAGACUUUGCACGCCAAGCCCUUCAGGACCUGGUGUUAUUAUUUAUUGAUUCUCUCCCUAAAACAAUGAGGGUGCCCUCCUGGUGAGGCUGCUCAGCGGGGCAGGUGCUGGGCCUGUUGGAGCAGCCCUCGUGGGUCAGGUCUCCCAGGAAGCAUCUUGAAAUAUCUGUUUGUGAGGGGCCUCUUCACCUUCUAACUUGUGGCCAUUUCAUUGUUCCCCACCAAGAGGGUCUGAGGAAGCCUCUGAUGGUGUGUUUCUGGGCUCACUCUGGGCUUGUCUGGUCUAGGGCCGGCCCCCUCACUCCCUGCUGGGCCCCUCCUCCCUGAAGAUCUACACAGCAGAUCUACUCACAAAAGUCCACCCAGCAGAAGCAGGAGGAUGGUGGUUGUGGGUCCUCUGUGCGCAGCCCUUUAAACCAGCACGGCUGCCACAGCUGUGAGCCAAGCACCUGGUCAGUGGAGAGCUGUGGAUUGCAUAUUUGUUUGCCAGUGCCCCCGCCACCCUGCAAGUUGCACCUUCUAGAACCAGCGAGCCAAGCUCCUCUCACCCAGCGUAAUGAUGCGGAAAUGCAAAUGCACCAUCAUGUUGUGACCCAUAUUGCGAAAAUUAGAAAAAAGGAAGUUGUGUUUCGCUAUUGCACGAAGUUCAGCCCGGAGGAGAAACUCGCUCGCCUUUAGAAGACAGAUAUUGUGGGUCCUGGUAGGUGACAAGGGGCCCAUUGUCUGAGGAGGGAGACAGGGACAUGAGCCUACCGAGGUUGGAUCUGGCUGGCUGCAAGGACAGUGCAGGGCAGGCUCUGUGUGAAAUGGGUGUAGCCACGUCUGGGUCUGGAGACAAGCUGCCUGCUGCCUAGUGACACGAACCUGUGCCCAUGGUGCCUCUGUCCCCACACAUGAGCUUCCCCACUCCCUCCUUCUGAGCUUGCCGCCUCCCGUACCUCCUAAAUGGCUCUACUUUGAACCUGCUGGGCCAGGAAGAGAUUUUCAAGGAAACCAUCUACCGUGUGUGAGCCCCUGCCGGCCAACUCCAGACCCCAGCACGGAGCCAGGCGCCUGUGCCCGCCGACCCUCAGCACCCUCCUCGGAAAGGCUGGUGGCAUCAGGAAGCCCCUUGCCAGCCUCCACCUGAGCCCAGUGAGCUCAGCUUUAAGGAUGGAGUCAAGCGGGGGGUCCUCAACCCCUCCAGGACCCAUUGCUGCCCUACGGAUGCCAGACACUGGGCCUGGCAGUUCCUCCCUAGGGAAGCUUCAGGCGCUCCCUGUCGGGCCCAGAGCCCACUGUGGGGACCCUGGCAGCCCGGCUGCAGCAGGAGACCGCUCUCUAGACACAGGCCCCACAGGAGAGCUGAGUGGUAGCUUAAAGAUCCCCAACCGGGACAGCGGGAUUGACAGUCCAUCCUCCAGUGUGGCUGGAGAGAACUUUCCCUGCGAGGAGGGCUUGGAGGCUGGCCCAAGCCCCACUGUACUGGGGGCACACACAGAGAUGGCCCUGGACAGCCAGGUCCCGAAGGUCACCCCCCACGAGGAGGCCGACAGCGACGUGGGUGAGGAACCUGACCCUGAGAACACCCCCCAGAAGACUGAUGAGGAUGCUGGCCUGGCCCAGCACUCUGGCCCCCAGAAGCUUCUCCACAUUGCCCAGGAGCUCCUGCACACCGAGGAGACCUAUGUGAAGCGGCUGCACCUGCUGGACCAGGUUUUCUGCACCGGGCUGACGGAUGCUGGGAUUCCUCCAGAAGUCAUCAUGGGCAUAUUCUCUAACAUCUCCUCCAUCCACCGCUUCCACGGGCAGUUCCUGCUGCCGGAGCUAAAGACGCGGAUCACGGAGGAGUGGGACACAAACCCACGGCUCGGGGACAUCCUGCAGAAGCUGGCCCCAUUCCUGAAGAUGUACGGCGAGUACGUCAAGAACUUUGACCGAGCCGUGGGGCUGGUGAGCACGUGGACCCAGCGCUCCCCACUGUUUAAAGACGUCAUCCACAGCAUCCAGAAGCAAGAGGUAUGCGGGAACCUGACGCUGCAGCACCACAUGCUGGAGCCUGUGCAGAGGGUCCCCCGGUACGAGCUGCUGCUCAAGGACUAUCUGAAGAGGCUCCCGCAGGACGCCCCAGACCGGAAGGAUGCAGAGAGGUCCUUGGAGCUCAUCUCCACAGCCGCCAACCACUCCAAUGCCGCCAUUCGGAAAGUGGAGAAAAUGCACAAGCUCUUGGAGGUGUACGAGCAGCUGGGUGGGGAAGAAGACAUUGUCAACCCAGCCAAUGAGCUGAUCAAGGAGGGCCAAAUCCAGAAGUUGUCAGCCAAGAACGGCACCGCCCAGGACCGCCACCUCUUCCUGUUCAACAGCAUGAUCCUUUACUGCGUGCCCAAGCUGCGGCUCAUGGGCCAGAAGUUCAGCGUCCGGGAGAAGAUGGACAUCUCAGGCCUCCAGGUGCAGGAUAUCGUCAAGCCAAACACAGCACAUACAUUCAUCAUAAUGGGAAGAAAAAGGUCCCUGGAGUUGCAGACACGGACAGAGGAAGAGAAGAAAGAAUGGAUUCAGAUCAUCCAGGCCACCAUCGAGAAGCACAAACAGAACAGCGAGACCUUCAAGGCUUUCGGUGGCGCCUUCAGCCAGGAUGAGGACCCCAGCCUCUCUCCAGACGUGCCUAUCACAAGCACCAGCCCUGUGGAGCCUGUGGUGACCACUGAAGGUGGUUCGGGUGCAGCAGGGCUCGAGCCCAGAAAACUAUCCUCUAAGACCAGACGUGACAAGGAGAAGCAGAGCUGUAAGAGCUGUGGUGAGACCUUCAAUUCCAUCACCAAGAGGAGGCAUCACUGCAAGCUAUGCGGGGCGGUCAUCUGUGGGAAGUGCUCCGAGUUCAAGGCCGAGAACAGCCGGCAGAGCCGUGUCUGCAGAGAGUGUUUCCUGACACAGCCAGUGGCGCCCGAGAGCCCCAGCCCUGAGGCUCCAGCUGAGCCCAGGCAGAGCACAGAGAAGACACCCACUGCAGACCCCCAGCCCAGCCUGCUCUGCAGCCCCUUGCGGCUGUCAGACAGCGGUGAGACCUGGAGCGAGGUGUGGGCCGCCAUCCCCAUGUCAGAUCCCCAGGUGCUGCACCUGCAGGGAGGUAGCCAGGAUGGCCGGCUGCCGCGCACCAUCCCUCUCCCCAGCUGCAAACUGAGUGUGCCGGACCCUGAGGAGAGGCUGGACUCGGGGCAUGUGUGGAAGCUGCAGUGGGCCAAGCAAUCCUGGUACCUGAGCGCCUCCUCCGCAGAGCUGCAGCAGCGGUGGCUGGAAACCCUAAGCACCGCUGCCCGUGGGGACACAGCCCAGGACAGCCUGGGGGCCCUGCAGCCUCAGGUCCCUAUGGGCACAGCUGCUCCGUGAGCUGAGUCUCCCACUGCCCUGCACACCACCACAUUGGACCUGUGCUGUCCUGGGAGGUGGCAUUGGAGGCCACAUGAAGAGCGCCCUGGACUGCUGAGGGUGAGCCGACAGCCCAGGGCUUAGGACACUUGGCUUUGGAGGGAAGGAAACUGAGGCCCGGAGAGGGGCAGCCACUGGCCAAGGGUCACCCAGCAAGUCUUGGCUAAGAGCCUGGCCUCCAGCACCAGCAGUGUGGCCCAGAGCAGGGGCCGACUGCCAAAGUAACCAUCAUCCAUAUGGGCCGUGUGGUGAUGCUGGCCCGGAAGGCAGAAGGAGGCAGCAUGGGCGCUGCCAGGGACAGCCACAUCCUGCUGGUCUGCAGUGUGGUCCACCCCACCUCUGCCCAGCCUGUCUACACCAUGUGAGCUGAAUCGUGACUCGCUUCCCACCUCCUUUCUCUGUCCUCUCCUGAGGUUCUGCCUGCAGCCCCCAGGAGGUGGGCCUGCCCUAUCCUAGUUGGACUCAUGGUUCCUAAAUAACUGCGCUCGGAAGCUCUGCUAGGACUUACCCCAGCCACUGAGUGGCAGGCGCAUGAGAUUUGUGGCUGUUCCUGAUGCUAGCGGCACACAGUGCUUAUCUGCAUAAAUAAACACUGGCCACCAGCAGUG
Nomascus leucogenys (northern white-cheeked gibbon) is the source of this 4048-nucleotide messenger RNA. RefSeq names its product FYVE, RhoGEF and PH domain containing 3 (gene FGD3). Gene Ontology annotation, biological process: cytoskeleton organization; filopodium assembly. The transcript is spliced from 19 exons. Lineage: Eukaryota; Metazoa; Chordata; Mammalia; Primates; Hylobatidae. The record is from RefSeq and is a predicted model, not a curated record. Gene Ontology annotation, cellular component: cytoplasm. Gene Ontology annotation, molecular function: guanyl-nucleotide exchange factor activity; metal ion binding. Bases 1188 to 3401 code for a protein of 737 amino acids.